Messenger RNA from Onthophagus taurus, 1199 nucleotides. RefSeq names its product reticulocalbin-2. NCBI's taxonomy places the organism in Eukaryota, Metazoa, Arthropoda, Insecta, Coleoptera, Scarabaeidae. Gene Ontology annotation, cellular component: endoplasmic reticulum. The record is from RefSeq and is a predicted model, not a curated record. Gene Ontology annotation, molecular function: calcium ion binding.
AUUCAAAUCAACAAAUCUCGAUCUAUUUAUACACAUAUCAACGAUCUAAAACGUCAAAAAAUGUGACAUUUCUUGUAAACAAAACGUUAAAGGAUGUGGAAUUUUUGCUUCCUCUCCGUCUUCUUAUCAUGUUUUUAUCUAAUCGUUACUCAUGGAGCGGUAAUGCACAGCCAUUCGCAGCAUUUAAAUCGUGAACGUGAACAAGACGGUGCUUAUAGUCCAAAAGAUAGAGGACAUUUAUCUGAUAGUGGCGAACAUCACAGUGAAUUUGACCAUGAAGCUAUUUUGGGUUCAGUUAAGGAAGCGGAGGAGUUCGAUCAUUUAUCUCCGGAAGAAUCUAAGAAGCGACUCGCAAUACUUCUCACUAAAAUGGAUUUGAAUGGUGAUAAAAAAAUUGGAAGAAAAGAACUUCAAGCAUGGAUUUUAAGGUCUUUUAAAAUGUUAACAGAAGAAGAAGCUCAAGAGCGUUUAGAGGACGCUGAUGAAAAUAAUGAUUUUAAAGUAACUUGGGAAGAAUACAUUCAAGACACUUAUGGAAUGGAAGAUAGCAAUGAAAUAGCAUCCGAUAAUGAACAAUUAAUGAAAGAUGAUAAUGAUAUGUGGAAAAUAGCGGAUGUUAACGGUGAUGGAAUUUUGGAAGGGGAAGAAUGGGUUGCUUUUACUCAUCCUGAAGAACAUCCUGCCAUGAUUCCAUUUAUUUUGGAUCAAACUUUAAGAGAAAAAGAUUUAGAUGGUGAUAAAACAAUUACUUUUCAAGAAUAUAUUGGUGAAAGAGGUAGGGAACAUGAUAAAGAAUGGUUACAUGUUGAAAAACAAAAAUUUGAUAAUGAACUUGAUAAAAAUCAUGAUGGGAAAUUAACAGGGGAAGAAAUUGUUUCUUGGUUAAUUCCUAGCAAUGAUGAAAUUGCCCAAGAAGAAGUUGAUCAUUUAUUUGCCACAAGUGAUGAUGACCAUGAUGAAAUGUUAAGUUUUGAUGAAAUUUUAGAACACCAUGAUAUUUUUGUUGGAAGUGAAGCUACUGAUUAUGGAGAUCAUUUACAUAAUAUUCAUCAUUUUGAUGAUGAAUUAUGAUUUUAAUUAUGAUAAAAUUAACCUAAAAAUGUUAAUUUGACAUUAAAAUAACCUUGAUUUUAAUUUUAAUUGAAUCUUUUCUUGUUAGAGAUGUUGUAAAAUGUGCCAUAAUAAAUUAUUGAGAAGUG